CUAUUUAACAGUGUCUCGCCGCCAAGCCAAGGCCCGAUCCUUCAGACAUUGGCCAGCAACCUUUAAUUCGGGCCUGCCCCUUGUGUUCUUGCGUUGAAAAUUGUCCUUGCCCUUUCCUGGUUUUCAACAUGGGUUUGAUCGGGAAGAUCGUCGGCGGCAUCUUGAGCAGAACAGUAGAUACGGCCACGACAUUGACUCAAGAGUUGACCAACGGAAAGUCGGUGUAUGGGACGUUAUUGGCACCCAUACUGCCGUUCUUUCUGCUUGAUAACCCUCUACCCCAUGGAUUCCCCUGGGGUAGUCGGACUGACUGGGGCCACAAUCCUUACCGGGACUUCCCUACAACCGGGGUCACCAGGAAUUAUGAUUUUACAAUCAGUCGAGGAAUGAUCGCACCGGACGGUUAUCAGAAAGACAUGUUGCUGGUGAACGGAGCCUUUCCUGGCCCUACGAUUGAGGCAAACUGGGGCGACAAGAUCGUCAUCACAGUUCACAACAACAUCACCGGACCGGAAGAGGGCACCGCCAUGCACUGGCAUGGCUUCCUGCAAACAGAGACGCCAUGGCAGGAUGGUGUGCCGGGUAUUACGCAAUGCCCCAUUGCCCCUGGGAAGAACUUCACCUACGAGAUCAAGGCCACUCUUUAUGGGACAUCCUGGUACCAUGCACACUACUCCGGUCAGUAUGCCGAUGGAGUUCUUGGUCCCAUCGUCAUUCAUGGUCCUUCGAAGCUUGAGUAUGCCAUUGACAUUGGUCCCAUCCUGUUGAGCGACUGGUACCAUGAUGAUUACUUGACCAUCGUGAAGAAGAUGCUGGCGCCCGGUGGCAGCCCCAUGGUCUACUCAGACAACACUAUGAUCAACGGGAAGAUGAACUUUGACUGUUCGACUGUCGCGUCCGGUGACAAGACUCCGUGCAAUAGCCAUGCCGGCAUCUCCAAAUUCAAGUUCCAGACCGGCAAGACCCACCGCUUGCGCCUGAUCAACACGGGCGCCGCGGGCGAUCAGCGCUUCUCGAUCGACGACCACGUUAUGACGGUCAUUGCCAACGACUUCGUCCCCGUAAAGCCGUACGACACGAAAGUGGUCACUCUCGGCAUCGGCCAGCGUGCCGAUGUACUCGUCAAGGCCAACGCGGGCGGCCCGAGGUCUUCCUUCUGGAUACGCUCGAACCAGACAGAAUGCUCACUUGCCAAGCAGCCUUAUGCUGUCGCCGCGCUCUACUACGACGGCGCCGACACGAACAAGUUGCCCACAAGCACCCCGUGGGAUGCCCCUGACCGGAACUCGUGUACGAACGACCCCCUGGAGAUCACAGAACCCAUGUUUCCGAUCCCCCUGCCCGACCCAAGCGUCACCAAGACCAUGGAUAUCGGGCUGUUCGUCAACGAGUCCGACGUAACUCUCUGGAGCUUCGACGGGCAAGACUUCCGGGCAAACUACAAUGCCCCGCCGCUCCUCCUUGCAAACAUGGGCAAUUUCAGCUACCCACCCGAGUGGAAUGUCAAAGACUUUGGCACCAAUACGUCCGUCCGAAUCGUCAUGAACAACAACAGCCCCGCACCCCACCCCAUGCACAUCCACGGGUACAACUUUUACGUGCUCCACGAGGGCGACGGCGCCUGGGACGGCACGGUGGUGAGGCCGCGGAACCCGCAGAGGCGGGACGUGGCGCUGCUGCGGCCGUACGGGCACCUCGUGGUGCAGUUCGACAACAACAACCCGGGCGUGUGGCCGUUCCACUGCCACACGGCGUGGCACGCGUCGGGCGGCUUCUUCGCCAGCUUCCUGGUCCAGCCCGAGCGCGUCACCCAGUACAGGAUACCCGGGACCGUCGCCCAGACGUGCCGCGACUGGGGCGCCUGGACGAACACCCAUAUCCCCGACCAGAUCGAUAGCGGGCAGUGAUGGUUUGAUAAGAACUAAACUGCCUUGGGACUAAUUUUGCCCCUCCGCCUGUCUGAGCUGCUCGCCCAGGUGUCCCCCCCAACAUCACCGAGUGGGAUCUGCUGUGCUAGCAAGAAGAGCACUAUAGAGUACAUGCAACUGCGUCGUUCCUUAUCCUAUCCACACCCUUUUGUCUCUUUACUUGGAGUAAUUUAUUAUUUUUCUUGGCGUGGAGCUUAGAAGAGCAACGUCUUGCUCGACUUUCGAGUUUUGUCGUCAGAGGCCUGCCGAAGGGGACGAGAACCGGGAGGUGUUAAUUGAGGCGGGUUUGGAAGUUUCCUUUGUCAAUAACUAGGCAGUAGUAUAAUCUUGUAGAGACAUAUUGUAUAAUAGAAAUUUCCUGGGUAUCUACCUUCUGUCUUGUAUCCUGACUGGGCUGGAGUAGUCCUUGAGUUUAUUGUGAUUUCCUCGUUGCUCUAGAGGUGGAUUUCAUGUGACUGAACUGUCUAUAUGUCUCAG
Messenger RNA from Phialemonium atrogriseum, 2405 nucleotides. RefSeq names its product multicopper like protein. The record is from RefSeq and is a predicted model, not a curated record. Gene Ontology annotation, molecular function: oxidoreductase activity; copper ion binding. The transcript has 4 exons. The coding region runs from base 129 to 1907 and encodes 592 amino acids. NCBI's taxonomy places the organism in Eukaryota, Fungi, Ascomycota, Sordariomycetes, Cephalothecales, Cephalothecaceae.